GAACUUGAACGUGGUAUAUAAUCAGUUACCAUUUCUUGUCACUGCGAAGCCAUCUAAACCAAUCCAAUCCAUUCUUCCAUCAUGGCGACUCACAAAGCUCUCAUCCUCCAUUCUCACGAUGCACCGCUUUCCCUUGAGACUGUCCCACGCCCAGUCGCCCACACUGGUGAGGUAGUCGUCCGCAUCCUGGCUGCAGACAUUGUCCCCUACAUGUCGCAAGUCCUGAAUGGCUCGAGACAAUACCCGAUGCCCCUGCCAAUGACCCCCGGCAACACCGCGAUUGGCAGGGUGCACGAAGUUGGUCCAGACGCUGUGGAGCUAAAACCCGGUCAACUAGUCUUCUGUGACAUCACCGUCCGGGCACGAGACAAUCCCUCAGUAUCUAUCCUGUUCGGAGUCCACGGCGGCAAAGAUCCAGCUGCUCAAAAGCUCAUGGAUGGGCCGUGGCGAAAUGCAACGUAUGCAGAAUAUACUCGCUUCCCCUUGGAGAAUGUAUUCGCCCUGAACGAGACCUUGCUCAUCCACGAAAUGGGUUACUCCAUAUCGGACCUCUGCUUAAUGCCCGUUUGUCUAGUACCAUUUGGGGGAUUGUCCGAGGUGGAUGUGAAGCCUGGUGAGGUGGUCAUUAUUGCCCCCGCUACGGGACGAUACGGCGGAGCUGCCGUGGCGGUCGCUCUCGCUAUGGGGGCGACGGCCGUGGCGGCAGGUCGGAAUCAAAGUGCACUCGCAGCGCUCGAAACAACAUACGCGUCCACAGGUCGACUGCGAACUGUUGUACUCACCGAGGACGUUGCGUAUAAUACGGCCAACCUCAAAACGGCAGUGUGUAAUUCCCACGGGGCGGAUGUAUUUAUUGAUUUCUCGCCCCCUGCAGCUACGGACGGGUCGAUCUUGGACGCCGCUGUUGGCGCCUUGCGUCCGUUUGGUAGAUGCGCCAUUAUGGGUGGUUCGGCGGGGAACAUCAACGUGCCGUACUUGCAGAUUAUGUUCAAGAACAUUCGGCUGCAGGGACGGUUCAUGUAUGACCGUCAACACAUUUUGCGGAUGGUCCGCAUGGUGGAGUCGGGGUUGUUGAAACUUGGGGCUGCCAUUGGGGUGAACGAGACAGAAGAGUUUGGAUUGGAAUCUAUUGAGGAGGCACUUCAGGCUGCGGGGCGAUUGUCCGGUUGGGGGAGUCAUGUUGUGUUGAAGCCGUGAGGGGCUUCGAAGAUCAUGUCGAUCUCAUUUUGUAUUGUCGUUAUGUUUCUUAAACACUGCCAUCAUGGGGUGGUGAUACUAGCC
Molecule: messenger RNA, 1281 nt
Organism: Aspergillus alliaceus
Lineage: Eukaryota; Fungi; Ascomycota; Eurotiomycetes; Eurotiales; Aspergillaceae
Product: putative isopropanol dehydrogenase
Exons: 1
Coding region: 82-1197 (371 amino acids)
Cellular component (GO): mitochondrion
Molecular function (GO): oxidoreductase activity
Source: RefSeq, a predicted model, not a curated record